AUUGGAGCAGUAACAGUAACUGCUUCACACUGGGCUGCCUGAUGUGGAUUAUUUUCCUGUGUCAUGUUUUAUUCCUUACUUAUUACAACCUAAAAGACUGUUUAUUCAAAAAUUAUUGCUUUACCUUGUGGGCUAACUAAAUGAGGAGGUAGUGACAGUCAUUAAUCAAAAGAGAUAGUCAUUAAUCAAAACACUAUUGAUUUUAGUAGAGCUAAAUUAGCAUCCUGCACAACAGGUUUUUCUCUCCUUUCAUUUCUUCACGUAUUAUUAUUAUUAUUCAGAACAGUAUGUUGUUUUUUUUACUCACAGCCCUCACAAACAAGCUAUUAUAAAUACUAAAAGUAGUGAGAAACCUUGAGGGAAAGUUUAUAACAAGCUUGUGAGGCAAAGGCUAAUACUGUAUACACCAGCUUCAGGGAUUAAUUUUACAUUGUUUUAACACACAAAAUAUAUAUAUAUAAAAAAUGGCCUCUUGCAUCUUAAUGAACUGUACUGUUAGGCUUUUAAAUGAAAUAGUACGCUAGUAAAACAAUACUUUUUAAAUUGAGGUGAUAGAUACAGUGCAGUAGGUGAAGUGUUUGUGAGGAGGCUAACACUUCAACACUUUUCAUAACAGUCUUAGCCUAGUUAAACUACCAUAACAGGUUGUUAUGAAUAUACGCUUUAUUUUAUAACUUUUAAUUGUAGUAAUUUUGCUGUAGUUUUUGUUUAGAGUAAUAUUUCCAAGAGACUUCGAGAGAAGGGAAUAAGUAGGAGGUGGUGUAGAAAUCUUUCAGCAGCACAACGAGUCUGUAUUCGCUUUCUGUACCAUUUUUACGGUAUCUUCUGAGUCUACCGUAAAUCUUGGAAUAGCCCGAGCUGAGGACCGCUACUCUCCGGGCAGAGUUGAAGUCGCGCCAGACCUGCUGGAGGAGCAUCGUGAGGACCGCUAUACCGGCAGAGAUGGCGAAGGAGGGAACAGAGACAGCGGAGGAAACCGAGCAGAUGAUCGAGAAGAACGGAGCUAAAGAGCCGGAGAGCACCGUUAAUGCGCCAGAUUCAAAGGAAAUGCGCGCCGUGCUGCUUUCAGGCUUUGGAGGUCUAAACAAACUCAAAGUGACCAAGAAAGCCAUGCCUGAACCCCAAGAAGGAGAAGUCAAAAUUCGGGUUAAAGCAUGCGGCUUGAAUUUCCUCGAUCUCAUGGUACGUCAAGGAAACAUUGAUAGUCCUCCAAAAACCCCUCUAGUACCUGGAUUUGAAUGUUCUGGAAUAGUGGAAGCUGUGGGAGAAAAUACUAAAGGCUUUGAGAUCGGCGACCGGGUAAUGGCCUUUACAAACUACAAUGCUUGGGCCGAGGUGGUGUGCACGCUGCAGGAUUGGGUUUAUAAAAUACCUGAUGAGAUGACUUUCCCAGAGGCUGCUGCUUUCUCUAUGAACUUUGUGGCUGCGUACAUGAUGCUGUUUGAAGUGGCCAAUCUCCGGGAGGGGAUGUCUGUAUUAAUUCACUCAGCAGGGGGAGGAGUGGGUCAAGCUGUUGCUCAGCUGUGCGCCACCGUCCCCAGCGUCACAGUGUUCGGCACGGCCUCUCCCUUCAAACACGAAGCCAUUCGGCACUCCGUCACGCACCUGUUCGACAGAAACCUCGACUACGUAGCAGAAGUUCGAAAGAUCUCCCCUGAAGGAGUGGACAUUGUUCUCGAUUGUCUGUGUGGGGAGAACACAGGGAAAGGUUUGAGUCUCCUGAAGCCCCUCGGGACUUACAUCCUUUACGGUUCUUCAAACAUGGUGACAGGCGAGACGAAAAGUUUCUUCACCUUCGCCAAAUCUUGGUGGCAGGUGGAGAAGGUGAACCCCAUCAAACUGUACGAAGAAAACAAAGUCAUGGCUGGAUUUUCGCUGCUCAGCCUCCUCUUUAAGCAGGGCGGCUGCAGCCGAGUGAAGGCCGCCGUCAACAGUCUGCUUUCGCUCUACGGUGAAAAGAAGAUCAAACCGUUAGUGGAUUCUCUCUGGGCUCUUGAGGAGGUGAAGGAGGCCAUGCAGAGAAUCCACGACAGAGGAAACAUCGGAAAGCUGAUUCUGGAUGUGGAAAAGUCUCCCACUCCUUUAAUGGCGAGCGACAGCACAGAGACGAGCGAGGCAGGUGAGGAAGAGGAGGAGCACGAAGGAGACAGUGAUAAUAAGGAGCGAAUGCCCUUCAUCCAGUAGACCGCAGUGAUGAGCCCCAGUGGACGGAGAGACUGUGACGGGAUGAGUCUCCCGUGUCCCCCUACCCCACCCCCACGCUGUAGUGAAGUGUACGAGUGUGUGACUGUAGCGCGUCUGAAAAUAUCCUUCUUGCCGACUGUCCAACUGAAGUGCCAUUCCCAGCACAGUGCUGAAGUGUUCCAGUGUUUCCUGACCAUGUGUGCUCUUCUUCUCUACAUGUCUGUGGAUGUUUUGAACGUGUGUAGUUCUGUUGUAUUAGUGACUGAGGAAAGCAAGCUUCAGUGUCUGCUGUGUCCCUUCAGGUUUCCCACAGCCUGUAGGGCAAAGUGAAAAUAAGAAAAAAAGAAAAGAAAGAGUUAGAAAAAAGUGAAGUUCUUUCUUUUUUAAGGCUUUCAGAGGAUUAGCUAUUUCAAUUCAUCUUUAAAGAAAGAAUGAAAGAAAAAAGAGUGAGGGGGAAAAAAAGUGAAGUUAUUUUUAUGCCUUUCAAAGGUUUAACUAUCUAAAGUCAUAAAUGUUUCUAACUGAAAUUAUGGAACGAAAGAAACAAUACGUAAACACAUUGUACUAAGCUAAUUUUAAGGUUCUGAAACGCUCACCAAUUUAGACGUGUAAAUGUUUUUAAGUGAAAUUAUGAGAAAGAAAGAAAGACGUGCGAAAAAUGUCAACAAUUAUUCUUAAGGCUUUCAGAAGCUCAACAAUAUAAAAGUGUCAAAUGUUUCAAACCAAAAUUACAGAAAGAAAGGUCAAAUUAUUUUUUUUAAACUCUUGCCUUACAGUUUAAAAAUGUAAAUGAUGCUUGAAAUAAUGAGAAAGAAGGAGAGAAAGAAAAUGGCAGAUUGAAUUUUAAAUGAUUGAUGGAAAUGUUCAUGAAUUAAAAGAUUUAAUGAGAAAGAAAGAAAUGCUCAAUAUCUCUUCAAAGACAGGUUUCCCAGAGCCUUUGGGCCACCAUGCUGGUCACACAGCAAGGUCAAAGAAAGAAACUCUUCCUUUCUCAGAUUAUAAUUCACAAACAAUGGAUUAGAGAUUCUCAGUGAAAGGAAAAGCUGAACAGCAGCGUGAAGGAAAAGCAGUGGAUGUGAAUUUCUGAGUCCUGUUGGCUUUUGUGAUUCUGCAUGUGUGUGUGUGUGUGUGUGUGAUUCUGUGUUGUGUUUACACUCUGGUGCCUGUGCUGAGUUAUUGUUUUCAAAAGUAUAUUUUUGCAAGAGUAAUGGUGUGCAGAGAGAACUGUAACUGUACCUCUACCUGUACCUGCACCUGUACCUCUCCAUAUCGUAUAACUGAACCGUGUUCUGUGCCUGUAUCACUUCUACUGUACUCUGAAAGAAGGAAACAACAUGCAUCGUACAUACCUGUAAUCACACAUAUCUCCAUCAUAAAUCAUAAAUCAUCCAGUUAUAUCACAUUACCAUUAAAGAGACUAGCUAUC
Messenger RNA from Ictalurus furcatus (blue catfish), 3610 nucleotides. RefSeq names its product vesicle amine transport 1-like (gene vat1l). Gene Ontology annotation, molecular function: oxidoreductase activity. The transcript has 9 exons. The coding region runs from base 943 to 2184 and encodes 413 amino acids. The record is from RefSeq and is a predicted model, not a curated record. NCBI's taxonomy places the organism in Eukaryota, Metazoa, Chordata, Actinopteri, Siluriformes, Ictaluridae.